This is a messenger RNA of Stereum hirsutum FP-91666 SS1, 2023 nucleotides long. Its product is annotated as ammonium transporter. The transcript has 6 exons. Lineage: Eukaryota; Fungi; Basidiomycota; Agaricomycetes; Russulales; Stereaceae. The record is from RefSeq and is a predicted model, not a curated record. Gene Ontology annotation, cellular component: plasma membrane. Gene Ontology annotation, biological process: ammonium transmembrane transport. Bases 223 to 1704 code for a protein of 493 amino acids. Gene Ontology annotation, molecular function: ammonium channel activity.
GCCGUAUUCGCUAUCUUUCACAGCUUGCAGACCGUCGCUUUGCAAUGAAUGAACGGAAAGCAGGCGCCGACGGCGGUUUCCAGCCUUCUUAUCAUGGACGAGCGCACGACCGUCAGCGCUUUUCGUGUUCCCUCCUCUUUUCCUUCUCUCUCCCACGAAGCACCCAACGUCGUUUUCACCGUUGGCGACGAGCAAGAGCCCCUUCUUUAAGUCUUGUUCAACAUGGUGAACAUCACAUACGACGCCUCCGGCGACCUUAACUGGUACGACGCCUCCUCGGAUACCACAGUGGUGUACAACCUGGGAGAUAUCGCAUGGAUUAUUUCCGCUACCGCACUCGUCUGGAUCAUGAUCCCCGGUGUUGGUUUCUUCUAUUCCGGUCUCCUUAGAAGGAAAAAUGCCCUCUCCAUGAUUUGGGCAAGUAUGAUGACACUUGCAGUCGUAUCUUUCGAGUGGUUCUUCUGGGGCUACUCGCUUGCAUUCAGCGAGACUGGCAACGCUUACAUCGGCGACUUGAAAUAUUUCGGCUUGAAGGGUGUCCUUGAACAACCCUCCAUUGGAUCCACUCGCAUUCCCGCCAUCGCAUUCUGCGUCUUCCAGCUCAUGUUCGCCGCCAUCACCCCCAUGCUCGCUCUCGGUGCCAUCGCUGAGCGCGCACGACUCGGCCCAACCCUCGUAUUCGUAUUCGUCUGGUCGACCAUCGUAUACAACCCUAUCGCCUGCUGGACCUGGAACUCCAACGGUUGGUCGUUCGUCAUGGGCGGUCUCGACUUUGCCGGCGGAACACCCGUUCACAUCUCCUCGGGUACCGCUGCGCUCGCCAUCAGUAUUUACCUCGGAAAGAGGAGAGGAUAUGGUACCGACCGCCUCGCGUACAAGCCCCAUAACACCACCUACGUCGUCCUCGGCACAGUGUUUCUGUGGUUCGGUUGGUUCGGCUUCAACGGUGGCUCCGCUUUGAGCGCCAACCUCCGUGCCCUCCAGGCUUGCAUCGUCACCAACUUGGCCGCCAGUGUCGGUGGAUUGACCUGGAUGUUCUGGGAUUGGAGGUUGGAGCGUAAAUGGUCCGCCGUUGGCUUCUGCUCUGGAGCUAUCGCUGGCCUUGUUGCUAUCACCCCUGGAUCUGGUUUCGUCGGUUCUCCCGCUGCUGUCCUUUUCGGUGUCCUUGGCGGAACAUGCUGCAACUUCGCCACUCAACUCAAGUUCCUCCUGAACUACGACGACUCGCUCGAUAUCUUCGCCGUCCACACCAUUGGCGGUAUCGUCGGUAACAUCCUCACCGGUCUCUUUGCCCAAGCCUCCGUCGCCGGCUUCGAUGGCGUCGCCGUAAUUCCCGGCGGUUGGCUCGACCACAACUACAUCCAGCUCGGAUACCAGCUCGCCGACUCCACCUCCGGUCUCGCCUACUCCUUCGUCAUGACCACCAUCAUCCUCUGGAUCAUGCACUUCAUCCCCGGGCUCCGUAUGCGCAUCGAGUCCGAGGAGGCUGAGAUCGUCGGGAUGGAUGAUUAUGAGAUGGGCGAGUUUGCGUAUGAUUAUGUUGGAUUGGAGAUGGAGAUUGGGCAUAGAGAUGAGGUGGCGGGUGUUGCGAAGGAUAGGGUUAAUGCUACGGAUGGUGGACGGGAGCCGAGACAUCAUCAUACGGCGCACAUUGAUGGAACGGGGAGCAGUGCGGAGAGCGAGGCGGAGAAGGCACAGGCUUAGAGCACAGUGACAUGGCUUCGAUGGCUAUAGAGUUUGCAGAGUAUAUCCCUACUUGCGCUAUCUCCCUUCCCCCCCUCAUUAUUUUUCGCCCACAUUUUCAUCAUCUACGUGUUCGAGUCCGAACAUCUAUGCAUACCACUGCUCCCUUUCUUGCGGGAUGACUGACUUCCAGUACCCUCCCUCCUCCCCGUCCUUCCGUCUUCUUUUUACUGUUAUAAUCCCACCCCUAUCGACACUGUUUACUACUGUUCUAUUUAUCUCGCAGGAUUGGGUCCACAUGUGUAUCGUUUGAGCGUUGAGUCGUUUAAUGAAAAUUCCC